AUGUCAUCUUCGAUACCGCUUUCCAUUCAAUCCUAUUCUACAGUCGAGGAACUUUCUGUGGCUCUUGCUGACUUAUUUGUAACACUUUCGGUCGACGCUAUUCAAACUCGCGGUAGAUUUACUGUCGGUUUAUCGGGCGGGUCACUACCAAAAAUUUUAGCAGCCGACCUCGUGAAGAGAGUUGACGCGGUUGAAUGGGAAAAACUGACAGUCUUCUUUUGUGAUGAACGACUUGUUCCGCUAGAUCAUGAAGAUUCAAAUUAUCGACUAUGUCGCGAAGAACUAUUCUCCAAAGUGCCUAUUCCUGAAGAACAAAUUCACAAGAUUAAUCCUGAUUUAUUGGAGAAUGCGGAAGAAGUUGCAGAGGAUUAUAAAGAUCAGUUGAUUCAUGUCUUUGCACACGUGAAUAGCGCAAAAUUCCCCGUAUUUGAUUUAUUGUUGUUGGGAAUCGGACCAGAUGGACACACUUGUUCAUUAUUUCCAGGACAUCAAACGUUAGAGGACACAAUCGAUUGGGUAAUUCCCGAGGAAAAUUCACCCAAACCACCGCCACGACGUAUCACUUUUACAUUGCCGACCUUGAACCAUGCACAUAAUGUUUGUUUUGUGGCUACUGGUGAGGGAAAACAAGACAUCUUGAAAAGAAUUAUUGACGAGAAUGAUCAAAAGAUUCCUAGUGCGCUUGUGCAACCCGUUCACGGGAACUUGUUUUGGUUCUUGGACGACAAAGCGAGUGCAAAAUUAACUUUGAGGGAGAAGAAGUAA
This is a messenger RNA of Ambispora leptoticha, 765 nucleotides long. NCBI's taxonomy places the organism in Eukaryota, Fungi, Glomeromycota, Glomeromycetes, Archaeosporales, Ambisporaceae. The record is from the annotation of a GenBank genome assembly.